CCUGAUUUCUUAGAAGGGUAGGAUGCAGUGACCUCAAUGAGACUUCCCAAAGGCGCUGUCAUCAGUGCUUAGGAAUUUGGGAAUACCACAAUCUAUAUGGGAAAAACAGCUGCUACAUUUCUUAGAAGUGAGAGAGAGUACAAGUGUGUGACUCGGUCCUCCCAAAUUAAGCAGCUUGGCACCAAGGAGAGGAAGGUGCCCUUCACUUUUAACCUGCUGAAGAAACAAGGGGAAGUCAACAGCAGCGCAUGAGCAGGAGGUGGCACCUCGCAAGCGGAGCAACACCCAGAACUCUGUGAUCUCAAGUGAGGCCCACAUGCAUUGCUGGCAGAGGGGGUGUGCCAGGUCUCUGCCUCAAGAUCUUCUGUCCCCGCAGCUUAAAGAGUUUGAUCAAAGUCACCUCCCGUCUUGCUUUCUUAAGGACACGUGGCUUUAAAUUAAUUCAUAGGCAGCAGCGUACUCCCUUAGGUUCCUGAUUUUGAACAUCAGAUUCUGUUAUUCUCUCGAAACAAAAGCUUGUUAACAUCUCGAUCAUCUUAACGGUAUAAAAAAGAUUACAGAUUUUGCUCGCUUGUCCUCCAGAAGCGCAUCCCUGUCCAAACUUAAGUCAACCAUGUUUAGCUUUAGCACUGGUGAGUAAGUGAAAAUGCAGGAGAUGUAAGCACGCAUCCGUCCAGCGAAACUGUUUACAUUCCAUAGCUGGGGAUUCUUUUAUUUUUUCUUUGCUAUUGUGCUGUGCAGCCUUUUUGCCUGUUCUCAUUUGCCAUGACGUGGUCAGUGCAGUUUCCUUCCGGCUGCUCGCAAGCCUGUGGUCGAGAUAAGGAUACAUUUACAGCUCGUUUUUAAAAAGAAGCUGAAGAUCUGCUUCAUGUAGAGUCUUGGGGACUCUUUGGCCCGUAUGAGGAAUUUAUUGGCUGUUUUUCUGUUGUGAACCGUGGGAAUCAAGAUCAAGGGCAUUUCUUUCGCUGAAGAACAGCCCUGCAGAAUUGGAACUGUGUGUGAGGCAGAAAGGUGAUACGCUCGAGGUAUCCUGCAGCUUGGUAGAGAUAAACAGCUGUCCACGUGGGAGAAACAACUCAGGAAAGAAUUUUCCUUGGUUUCUUUGAGAAGGACCCAGGAACGCUGAUGAUCUAAGAACUACUGAAACUGCCACUUGGUUCAUUCUGUGAUCCUGCCUUUCUGCCCUGCUGCACCCUGGUGACACUGUCCAUUCUUUUCCAUUUGAGAACAUUUUUCUUCUUAUGUGGAGCUGAGAGCUGGGAAUGCGUUAUUAUGGCAGCAGUUGUACAGCAGAAUGAGCUUGUGUUUGAAUUUGCCAGCAACGUCAUGGAGGAUGAGCAGCAGCUUGGUGAUCCAUCCAUCUUCCCUGCUGUCAUCGUGGAACAUGUCCCUAGUGGAGAUCUCCUAAACAACUAUUCUGGCUUAACCUGUGUGGAUGAGCCCAGUGACAUGAUCACUGAGAAUUCUCUAGAUGUUGCAGAGGAACAAAUCAUCGAAGAUGAUGAUAUCCCCCUCACAGGUUUGCAAUACAAUUUUUUUUCUGCCAUGCUUUUGCAACAAGAUGGUUGUGGCUAGCAGUGAGGAAAAGCC
Meleagris gallopavo (turkey) is the source of this 1590-nucleotide messenger RNA. The record is from RefSeq and is a predicted model, not a curated record. Lineage: Eukaryota; Metazoa; Chordata; Aves; Galliformes; Phasianidae.